Messenger RNA from Linnemannia hyalina, 615 nucleotides. Lineage: Eukaryota; Fungi; Mortierellomycota; Mortierellomycetes; Mortierellales; Mortierellaceae. The record is from the annotation of a GenBank genome assembly.
AUGGCUCAAAGCGACAACCUUGCUGUGCCCUCCGGCGACAAAUACGUCACCGUCUUUAACGAUCCCGUCAACUUCAACGCAAAACACCCUCUUAACAACUCAUGGACCCUCUGGUUCGAUAACCCCGGCAAAAAAUCAAACGCCAACAACUGGGAGCAGUCCCUCAAGGAACUCAUCACCUUUGACACCGUCGAGGACUUUUGGGGUGUUUACAACAACAUCAUGAAGACCUGCGACCUUUCGAUCAGCUCCAACUACCAUCUGUUCAAGCAUGGAAUCAAGCCCAUGUGGGAGGACCCCGCCAACAAGCACGGAGGAAAGUGGAGCAUUCAGCUUCCCCGCAAUAAGACCAUGAACGAUAUUGACAACAUUUGGCUCUAUACGAUGUUGGCCUGUAUCGGAGAGGCUUUCGAGUAUGAAAACGAAGUAUGUGGCGUUGUUGUGUCGGUUCGCAAGGGCUUUUUCAGGAUAGCAUUGUGGACCCGCACCGCAGACAACCAAGAUAUGGCCAUGAGCAUUGGUCGCACUCUCAAAAAGUCGAUCAAUGUUGACGGACAGUUCGAGUUCCAGCCUCACCACGAGACAAAGACCAGUGGCAAGCCCUGGACCGUGUAA